Molecule: messenger RNA, 1146 nt
Organism: Oldenlandia corymbosa var. corymbosa
Lineage: Eukaryota; Viridiplantae; Streptophyta; Magnoliopsida; Gentianales; Rubiaceae
Source: the annotation of a GenBank genome assembly
AUGUCCUCCCUUGUCCGCCUCUUCCGCCGUGCUUCCUCUACUCUGACGGCCAACCCAACUAGUAAUAUUAACUCCACCAAAGCCGUUGUAAAAAGCCUGUACGAUGAGCGUAACCUCAAGAAAUUGGUUGAAAAGUUUAAGCAACACUCCCACUCGGACCGAUUCCGAAUGCAAAUCGGAAUCUACAGGAACACCGUCCGACGCUUGGCCUCUGCCAAACGGUUCAACUGGAUCGAAGAUAUCCUUGAAUACCAAAAACAGUUUACCCACGAUCUCUCCAAGGAAGGAUUUGCGGUUCGGCUCAUUUCCCUCUACGGGGACUCCCGCAUGUUUGACAAUGCUCAGAAGGUGUUUGAUGAAAUGCCGGAGCUAAAUUGUGAAAGAACCGUGCUGUCCGUGAAUGCCCUUUUGGGUGCCUGUGUUAGUUCCCGUAAGUUCGAUAAAGUUGAAGGGCUGUUCAGGGAGUUAACGGAGAAGUUGAACGUCAAGCCGGACGUGUUCACAUACAACACGGUGAUCAAAGCAGUGAGCGAGUUGGGCUCGCCGGAGAAAUACAUUUCGUUGAUGGAUGAGAUGGAAGAGAACGGGAUAAAGCCGGACACGAUUACGUUUAACCCAAUCCUUAUGGCGUGCUACGCAAAUGGUAAGUUCGACGAUGGGGAGAAACUUUGGAGUCGAAUGGUGGCGAAGAAUGUGGUCCCAGAUAUUAGGUCUUACAAUGCAAGGCUUCUGGGAUUGGCUAAUGAGGGAAGGAUGAAUGAGGCCGUUGAAUGCUUUAACGAUUUGGGAAGUAAGAAGCUGAAGGCAGAUGUCUUUAGUUUUGGAGCUAUAAUUAGAGGCUACUAUUUAGAAGAUAAUCUGGAAGAGGUGAAGACAUGGUAUAGGAAGGUGAUCGAGAAUAAUUUUGCUCCGGAUAAAGGGAUUUUCUCAUAUGCGGUUUCCUUGGCUUGCAAAAAGGGCGACUAUGACUGGGGUUUUGAGAUUUGCCAGGAGAUAUUUAAGAGGAAAUGUAGUGUUGACGAACAGCUACUGCAGAAUGUUGUUGAUGGAUUGGUAAAGGAAUCAAGGAUUGAUGAUGCCAAGCAGAUGGCGGAAAUGGGGAAGUCCAACAACUACCGUCAGUAUGAUCUGAGAUUGCCUUCAUAA